Closterium sp. NIES-65 is the source of this 1758-nucleotide messenger RNA. Lineage: Eukaryota; Viridiplantae; Streptophyta; Zygnematophyceae; Desmidiales; Closteriaceae. The record is from the annotation of a GenBank genome assembly.
AUGUACAUCACCCUCUACUACCUCGUCACCCGGCUCCCUGACUCCCUUCACUCGGUCAGGGACCACUUCCUCUCCCUUUGCCCCACCACGCUCACCGUUGACCUCCUCGAGGAGCGCCUCCUUGCAGCUGAGAAGAGUAUAGUUACUGUAAGAGCCUCUCGUGGUGACCCUCGUGCCCCUUUCUUUAAGGGGUGUUCCCCCGUUCCCCUUUUGCCUUCUGUUGCCUCUGCUGCUGCUGUCGACCUCGUUAGUUUCCAGUUGGUCGGCGCUGCGUCUGCUACUAGUGGGAGGCGUCGCAGCGGCGGGAGCAAGGGGGGCAAGGGUGCUGGAGGAGACGGCGGGGGCGGCGGUGGUGGCGGUGGAGGCGGCGGAGGGGGUGGGGGUGGAGGUGGGGGUGGUGGCGGGAGCGGGGGAUAUGGUGGCGGCGGUGGAGAAGGAGGCGGCGGCGGCAGCGGCAGUGGGGGUGGCGGAGGCGACAGCGGCGGUGGGGGUGGUGGCAGCGGUGGUGCUGGUUGGGGUGGCGCUGUGCAGUGGGGAGGCCUUGGUAUUGGCCAGCGCCAGCAGAAGCAGCGUUCUCGUGAGACCCUGUCGCCCGAGCAGCUUUGUGAGUGGUACGCUGGGCGUGGGAGGUCUGGGGGUGCUGGUCCUUGUGCUUACGUUCUCGGCACCAGCGAGCGCAGUGGGGAGACGUGCGGAGGGCCGCACGCCAUGCAACGCUGUUUUGGUCGCUUGACUGAUGCCUGGCGAGCACAGUUUCCAGACGCCACUGAGCUCCCUCGAUGGGGUGAUCUCCGUAAGUCGGGGGUUGCUAUCUUUGAUCUUGAUUAUAAUGCUAUCCUUGGUGAUAUGUAUGCUGUGACUAUUAGUGCUGAGGUUGACUGUUACCUGUGUGUUCGGCCCGACCCGCGCAUUGAGGCUGCUGCUCUAUGUGCUAGUGAGACUGUUGCUCCAAGUGCUGGUAGCCGCGUCGAACUCUCAUCUGGCACCACCACCUUGGUCACCUCUCCCUGCCUCGUCUCCGAGGCAUGGCCUCCCGUGUCCUUGUCACUGGUCUUCCCGGACCCUCCCUCCCUUUCCCCCGGAGCCUGCCCCUACCUGCGUUCCUUGCAUCAAAGGGCGGCAGCGCGCCGCUCCUCACUCGUCCAAGGUCACGAGCGCUACUUUCUGCUGGUCGUUGACGACUACUCGCGUUACACCACAGUCUUCCCCUUGCGCCGCAAGGGUGAGGUCACUGAGGUGCUGAUCGAUUGGAUCCGCGCUGCCCGUCGUCCGCUCAGCGAGAGUUUCGGCUCGGACCUUCCUGUUCUGCGUCUGCACUCUAACGGGGGUGGAGAGUUUUCCUCCGACCUUCUUCGAGCCUUCUGUCAUGCAGAGGGCAUCCGCCAGACGUUCACGCUUCCAGCCUCUCCACAGCAAAAUGGGAUUGCUGAGCGCCGCAUUGGCAUGGUCGUGGACGUCGCUCUCGAGCUUGUCAAGGUAGCUGUUGACUCUGGUGCUGCUAGGGGUGCUGAGCCUGCGGGUGCCAGGUCUGUGGGUGCUGAGCCAGAGUGUGCGGAGCCUUGGGGUGCUGAGUCUGGGGGUGCUGAGCCAGGGGUUGCUGAGCCUUGGGCUGCUGAGUCUGGGGGUGCGGAGCCUAGAGGUGAUGAGCCUGCGCCUGUGGAGUCUGGAGGUGCUGGGCUUGGUGGUCCUUCGGGUGCUUCUUCCUGGCGGGAGCAACUCUCUCCUCAGCAGCUGCGUGAGUGGUUUGCUUGGCGCUAG